Molecule: messenger RNA, 2498 nt
Organism: Brassica oleracea var. oleracea
Lineage: Eukaryota; Viridiplantae; Streptophyta; Magnoliopsida; Brassicales; Brassicaceae
Product: phospholipid:diacylglycerol acyltransferase 1-like
Exons: 6
Coding region: 128-2131 (667 amino acids)
Biological process (GO): lipid metabolic process
Cellular component (GO): cytoplasm
Source: RefSeq, a predicted model, not a curated record
GUCUUUGUCUCUCUCUAGACUGAUCUAAUAAAUCCCACAAUACUCUUUGGUUCUAAAGUAACUCUUCCUGAAAUUUCACAAAAGUUCCUUCGUCUUUCUUCCUUCUGUUUAACAUCAAAUUACGAAAAUGCCCCUCAUUCAACGGAAAAAGCCUCCGUCUUCUCCAUCGGAGGACCUGCCCGACGACGACGACGACGAUCCCCAGAAGAAAUCUCAUCAUCACAAGAAAUCCAACGGAGGAGCCGACAAGGCGAAGUGGUCGUGCGUGGAUUCCUGUUGCUGGUUCAUCGGGUGCGUGUGCGUCACGUGGUGGUUCCUCUUGUUCCUCUACAACGCUAUGCCCGCGAGCUUUCCUCAGUACGUGACGGAGGCGAUCACGGGUCCUUUGCCUGACCCGCCAGGCGUGAAGCUGAAGAAAGAAGGUCUCAAGGCGAUGCAUCCUGUUAUCUUUAUUCCCGGGAUUGUCACUGGAGGGCUUGAGCUUUGGGAAGGCAAACAGUGCGCUGAUGGUUUGUUUAGGAAGCGCUUGUGGGGUGGAACUUUCGGUGAAGUCUAUAAGAGGCCUCUAUGUUGGGUGGAACACAUGUCACUUGACAACGAAACCGGCCUGGAUCCUGCUGGUAUUAGAACUAGAGCGGUAUCAGGACUCGUGGCUGCUGAUUACUUUGCUCCUGGCUACUUUGUCUGGGCAGUGCUCAUUGCUAACCUUGCACAUAUCGGAUACGAAGAGAAGAACAUGUACAUGGCUGCAUAUGACUGGAGGCUCUCGUUUCAGAACACAGAGGUGCGUGACCAGACGCUUAGCCGUAUGAAAAGCAAUAUAGAGCUGAUGGUUUCCACCAACGGUGGAAAAAAAGCAGUUAUAGUUCCUCAUUCGAUGGGAGUCUUGUACUUUCUACAUUUUAUGAAAUGGGUUGAGGCACCAGCUCCUAUGGGCGGCGGCGGUGGGCCUGACUGGUGUGCCAAGCAUAUAAAAGCGGUGAUGAACAUUGGUGGACCGUUUCUUGGUGUUCCAAAAGCUGUUGCAGGCCUCUUCUCUGCUGAAGCCAAGGAUGUUGCCGUUGCCAGAGCGAUUGCGCCAGGGUUCUUAGACACGGAUAUAUUCAGACUACAGACGCUGCAGCAUGUAAUGAGAAUGACACGCACAUGGGACUCAACGAUGUCUAUGAUACCUAAAGGAGGUGACACGAUAUGGGGUGGUCUUGAUUGGUCUCCGGAGCAAGGCUACACUUGCUCUGGUAAAAAGCAAAAGAGCAACGAGACUCGCGGUGAAGAAAGUGAGAGUUUAGUUACCAAGACGAAGCCUGUCAACUACGGAAGAAUCAUAUCGUUUGGGAAAGACGUGGCAGAGGCUCAUCCAUCUGAGAUUAAAAACAUUGAUUUUCGAGGUGCUGUGAAAGGUCAGAGUAUCCCAAACAACACGUGCCGUGACGUGUGGACAGAGUACCAUGAUAUGGGAAUUGGAGGGAUCAAAGCUAUUGCUGAGUAUAAGGUCUACACUGCUGAUGCGGUUAUAGAUUUGUUACAUUAUGUUGCUCCUAAGAUGAUGGCGCGUGGUUCAGCUCAUUUCUCAUACGGUAUUGCGGAUGAUUUAGAUGACCCCAAGUACGAGCAUCCUAGACACUGGUCUAAUCCGUUGGAAACAAAAUUACCCAAUGCCCCUGAAAUGGAGAUCUACUCAUUGUACGGAGUUGGGAUACCGACAGAAAGAUCGUACAUCUACAAGCUUAACCUGUCUCCUGACAGCUGCAUCCCCUUUCAGAUCUACACUUCUGCUCACGAGGAGGACGAAAACAGCUGUCUGAAAGCUGGAGUUUACAACGUGGAUGGGGAUGAAACGGUACCGGUCCUCAGUGCCGGGUUCAUGUGUGCUAAAGCUUGGCGUGGCAAGACAAGAUUCAACCCUUCGGGAAUCAAGACUUACGUUAGAGAGUACAACCACUCUCCACCUGCCAACCUGCUCGAAGGUCGCGGGACCCAGAGUGGGGCCCAUGUUGAUAUCAUGGGAAACUUUGCGUUGAUAGAGGAUAUCAUGAGGGUUGCCGCAGGAGGUAACGGGUCGGAUCUAGGAGACGACCAGGUCCACUCUGGUAUAUUUGAAUGGUCAGAGCGUAUUGACCUGAAGCUGUGAAUAUAUUUGAUCUAUUUGAGGCUGCCAGCUUUUGUGAACUUAUUGCUUCCACGCAGGGAGAGAUCAUCAUCAUCAUCAUCAUCAUCAUCAUGAUGUCCGAGUCACAAGAAGCCUCUGAAAAUGAUAUGUGUGGUGGUGCAAUAUUCUCAGUACCCUUCAUUUAAAUAUAUAUUCUUAUUGGGGGAUGUAAACUAUUAUACCAUCCUGUUUAUGUUUGUGUUCUUGGAACGAUAGUGCAAGGCUUGCUGCGUCAUGUCUGUUUGUCUUGUCGAAAGCAUCAAUUUGUAUUGGUUCUACAUAGCUUCAACUUGUAUUGGUUUUACGCUUAGAUAAUGAUUCAAACUAGGAUAAUGUAGAACUUAUGUUA